AUGUUUAAUAUUAUUUUUAUUUUAAAGAUUUUUUUUUUUAUUUUAUUUGGUCUUAUUAGUAAAAUGACAAAUAAUUUAAAUAUUAAAAAAAAAAAAAAUCUUUUUUUUUUGUGGGGAACAAGAUAA
Messenger RNA from Dictyostelium discoideum AX4, 126 nucleotides. RefSeq lists its product as hypothetical. NCBI's taxonomy places the organism in Eukaryota, Evosea, Eumycetozoa, Dictyosteliales, Dictyosteliaceae. The coding region runs from base 1 to 126 and encodes 41 amino acids. The record is from RefSeq and is a predicted model, not a curated record. The transcript is spliced from 4 exons.